AGCACUUCUAGUCUUUAGUCUGAUUGAGUAGCGUGACGUGUGUGGUACGAAAUUCGCAUGUGAAAUUGCUUCAACGCCAGUAGAAAUGAAGCGUUUGAAUGAAGUGUUGCAUAAAAUUUCAUACGCAAAGUAAGCAUACAGUUUAAAAAGUGCCGUUUUCGUAUUGGAAAAAUGUGUACAAUUUUUCGAAAAUAAAGUGUUUUGAAAAAAAGUGAUUUCGAAAAUUUGUUUUUGAAAAAAUUUCAAAUUACGAAAAACAAAAAAUAAAUGAAAGAAAAAGUGCAAAAACCUGUUGUAACUGUGAGUUAAAGUUUUUCGAAAAAAAAAAAUGAAAAAAUAAAGUUUUCUAAAAUCUCUAGUGACUUUGUGUUAAAUAAAAAGAAUCAAAUCAAACAACAACAACAAACCUUAAACAACACCUGUGCAUAAAUCUUUAAACACCGCAUUCUUCAACCAUUUGUGGCCGUUCUACAAGUCGCUUUAAAGCCAGAACUCGCGGUGUGUUUGCAGACAGCAUAAAAAAUACAAUAAAAGUAGCAACAACAACUGCUAAAUCAAUGACAAGUGCAGACAUAUUUUUUCUCUCCAUGCAACACGUCAUUUGUGCUGCAUUCCUGCGCAUACAAAGAGUGCAUUUAAGAAAAUAACAACAACAAUUGCAACAAAUAUUGCAAGCUUUGUGCAAAACGUGCGUGCCGUGCCGCCUAUCAAGUGAAAUCGCCUUAAGCCCGGCAAGCUUAACACCGCAAGUGGAUUACGCAUUGGAAAAAUAAGCAAAGAAUAAAAAUUAAAACAACAACAACAAGUGAAAAUAAAUCACAAAAACAAAAGCAAAUCAAUACAGUGCAAACAAAAGGGAUAUUGUGGCAUAAUAAUUGCGAAUAAUAAAACAAAAAAUAAUUAUAUGCAUAUCUGCACAUAGCACAGCAUAGCAUAGCCAGAUAAUUUACACUUGUGCCACUGCACAACGCUUUCGUUACGGAUAUUGCCACAUAGCACGACCUUGUGGAUUAUUGUGUUUGUGACUUUGUGUGCAGUGCAUUGCAGUGCAAGCGGAUCAUUGCAACAACAACAACAACAGCAACAUCGUGUUGUUGCUUACAUAAACACUGAGUUGCCGCGUAAUAAUUUUGCUACGUUAAUUGAAAUAGUUGCACAAUUCUUUGGCGUAAUUAUUUAUUGGAUUUCAACGAGAACUCUCUGUUGCUGUACUCAACACAUACAUACAUAUAUACACUGUAUUGUUCAACGGAUAAUAUAAAAGGUAAAUUUCUAAACAAAAAUACCGCAUGGACUUCACUUUCAAAAUUUCAAAUUUAACAAAUAUUUCUGUCAUUGCAAUUUAAUUUGACGUGUACAUGCUACAAACGUCAAGAUGUUGAAACACGUACAAAUCUCACCGCUUCGCAAUCGCUCCGAUUCGGUUUCACUACGUUCAUCCUGCGCUUCAUCGAUAUGUGGCAGCCCGGAGCCGCCAACUGAGCUGCAGCGUACGCCCUCACGCGCAUCCAGUUAUUCAAGCUUGAGUGAACAAUUGCCACAGACGACCAUCAAAGUUUUUACGAAUUGUCUAAAAAUCGAUAUCGAAUAUAAAACACUUGGCAUACAAUGGGACACCACCAGCAAGGAAGUCAUUACACAGCUGCUUAGACGUCUCAAAAUGCGUCAUCGCGAUCCACGUCUCUUCUAUCUCUCUAUGGAAGUAUCAGUGCGACGUGCUGGUGUUAAGACUAUACUUGUGUUGGACGAUGAUACACGACCGGCUAUAUUACAAGCUUGCCACCCGAAAGGCGAGUCAAGAUUCUGCUUGCAAUUAAAACCAGGUGGUUUGAUACGCGUACAUACCUCAGCGCUACAACCCUCGUCACAGUAUAAAUCUUUGGUUAUCUCCGAAGAAACAACAUCGGAUGAGCUACUGCAACUGCUGCUCUCAUGCUACAACUCCAUGGAACCCGUUGAACAAUUCUCUAUAUACGAAGUCUGUCCCGGUCAGGAAUAUCAACGCAAGCUGCAUCCCGACGACAUACCGCUGCGUGCUCAAUCCGAACGCAUGCGUCGUGGUGAAACCUGUCAUUUUCUCGUACGUCGCAAUCCGAACUACAGUCGUCGUCGCCAAUUGUUAGCGACACUCAAUGGUCUAACCAGCAGCAGCAGCACUAACAACACCAACAGUAAUAAGUCUUUUGACGCGAAUAGCACCGUUUCCUCUUUGGAAGAUGACAGCAGUCUACUUGAUAUCUCUAUAGAGUCACUCACUGACGAUAUACACAGUUUAAUGGCGAGCGAUGAAGAUGAAGAUGGCGCCUCAUCCACCUCUGGCUCAUCGGACACAUCCUCUGAGGGUUCAACCGGUAUGCGACGCACACCUUCCACACUCUCUGUUGUACCGUUACAACCGCAAUUGAAGACAAAAGCCGCCGCCACCGAUGUGUGUCCGAAGUGCCGCAAUACAUUUAAAUCAUGCGAAUUUUGUCAUAAAAAUUCGUCAAUGAUCUUGCAACUGCAGCGUUCGAACAGCACCUCGAGUGGUAGUAGUUGUUCGACAACUAAAGCUCUACAAAUGCAUCUGCCCAGCUAUAGUCCCGUUUAUAAUAUACGUGAAAUACGCACAGCGACGCAUAGUUUCUCAGCGCUGGGCAAUGAUAAGAAGUUGCUGGAUAUACAGUUGAAUGGACGCUUCGACACGAGCGCUUGCACGCGACUACGUCCACAAAGCGUUUGCGUGACGCGCUCCACGCGCAUGCUCACCGACGGCAAUGGCAACAGCAAUGCAGUAGAGAGCGCGACGUCAGUGCAGAGCACAAAUGAUUUGAAUGGCAAUAAUGUUGUGGCUGCUACGUCUUCGAUGUCCGCGGCAGCGUCUACAGUUGGCGGCGAGAUGGUCAACAAUCAUCCAGCAAAGGGUGUGGGGCAUUUCGUUUAUUUGUAGAUAGAUAGCGCUUGGGUUAAAGUGUGUGUGGAGUUGCAUUAUUUGUUCUUCACAUAGGCUAGUCAACGAAAAGAAAGUUAAAGCGUUCGGAAUUUAAUUUUUUUUUUGCGUUAAGUGUGUAAACUGAACAAUUUGAGUUGCGUCAGCGAGACGUUGUAGAGAGCAGCUGAUAAUGUGAGAGUAGGAAUAAUGAGAGACUGUGCGAGCGAUAUAUUGAUGAGUUGAAAAUCUGAGGUCGAAGGUUACUUGAUAGAUUUAUUUGAGAGUCGAUUCAGACGCAUUAAAAAAUAUUAAAAAUUGUAUUAAAAUGUAAUGAAAUAUUUAAUGAAAA
This is a messenger RNA of Zeugodacus cucurbitae (melon fly), 3260 nucleotides long. RefSeq lists its product as uncharacterized. The coding region runs from base 1376 to 2929 and encodes 517 amino acids. Gene Ontology annotation, biological process: positive regulation of fibroblast growth factor receptor signaling pathway; signal transduction; positive regulation of epidermal growth factor receptor signaling pathway. The record is from RefSeq and is a predicted model, not a curated record. Lineage: Eukaryota; Metazoa; Arthropoda; Insecta; Diptera; Tephritidae. The transcript has 7 exons.